AGACACUUCAACAUCCCGGAAACUGACGCACAAUUCGGGCAAAACAUUUUCCACCGGCUCCGUCUCUUUGUCCAUCCUCCUCCGUGUAGAAGCAACAUCCACAACACCACCAUGGCCAAUGUUGCCGAUACAAGACUCUAUGACAUUCUUGGAGUUUCACCGUCCGCAACUGAAAAUGAGCUGAAGAAGGCAUACCGGAAACUGGCAAAAGAGUAUCACCCUGACAAGAACCCAGAUGCUGGUGACAAGUUUAAAGAGAUCAGCUUUGCUUAUGAGGUUCUAACGAACCCCGAAAAGAAGGAGCUGUACGAUCGGUAUGGAGAACAAGGUUUGCGGGAAGGAGGCGGAGGUGGCCCUGGGAUGGACGACAUCUUCUCCCACAUCUUUGGUGGUGGACUCUUUAGUUUCAUGGGUGGACAAGGAAGCCGCUCCAGAAAUGGGGGUCGAAGGAGAGGCGAGGACAUGGUCCAUCCACUCAAAGUCUCACUGGAUGACCUUUACAAUGGGAAAACAACAAAACUACAACUUAGCAAGAAUGUACUGUGUAGCGCUUGCAAUGGACAAGGAGGCAAGACGGGCGCUGUACAGAAAUGUACGCCGUGUAGAGGGCGUGGCAUGCGCAUCAUGAUCAGACAGCUGGCCCCAGGGAUGGUCCAACAGAUGCAGUCUGUGUGUACUGAUUGUAAUGGUGAAGGUGAAGUUAUCAGCGAGAAAGACCGGUGUAAAAAAUGUGAAGGCAAAAAGGUUGUGAAGGAGGUGAAAAUUCUAGAGGUACACGUAGACAAAGGCAUGAAGCACGGGCAGAAAAUUACCUUUGGAGGAGAAGCUGAUCAGGCACCUGCCGUUGAGCCUGGAGAUAUAGUUCUUGUUCUGCAGGAAAAAGAGCAUGAGACUUUUAGACGAGAAGGAAACGACCUCUUUAUGACCCAUAAGAUUGGGCUGGUGGAGGCGCUGUGUGGCUUCCAGUUUAUGCUAAAGCAUUUAGAUGGAAGACAGAUUGUUGUCAAGUACCCUGCAGGAAAAGUCAUUGAACCAGGCUCAGUCAGGGUGGUGCGGGGAGAGGGCAUGCCACAGUACAGAAACCCUUUUGAGAAAGGAGAUUUGUUUGUCAAGUUUGAUGUCCAGUUUCCUGAAAACAACUGGAUCAGCCCAGAGAAACUGUUGGAGCUGGAGGACAUGCUGCCAUCACGGUCGGAGCCACCCAUCAUCACCGGGGACACGGAGGAGGUGGACCUGCAGGAUUAUGAUGCCAGCCAAGGCUCAUCAUCUGGCGGCCGCAGAGAGGCGUACAACGACAGCUCUGACGACGAAAGCGGUCACCGCGGACCAGACGUGCAAUGUGCCCAUCAGUAAUCUCCUAUCUGAAAGGCCUUGGUAGUUCCUCAGACACAGAACAUUGUGCACCUUGUAAUUGUUAAUGUUAUUUACUCAAGUGCUGAAUCAUUUGAUCUUUGUCUGAGGAACUCACAUGAUGGGGUAGCCAGACUAUUACACGGCACCAAGAUAAACAUGAAGAUGUAUAGAAAUAAGAUGCCCCGCCCACUUAUCUUCAUCUCCCCUCCUGUCCUUAUGCUCCUCUGUCAGAUCCUCUCAUUUAAUGAGAGCAUCAGAAGACAAGAUGAAACAAAAGCUUCUUGAUUGCAGAGUGUGACUUUUUGUUUUGAAAGUAUUUACAUUAAUUUAAGAACUAACCAGACAAAGCAGCUGAACAAUGUGACAUCAUGAAUAUUUGUCAUUGAUUCAUGGACUCAUCUAGUCAGCAACAUCUGUAGGUGUCGUUUCUGAUUUUUACACUUUUGUUUGUUUUGUUUUAUGUUCAUUUUCUUCCUAUACAUUUUAAUUCCAAGAGAAAUGUGGUUGUGUAUAUCAUUAAAGCAGUAUCGGCUGCUACAGCCUGGUGUGAUUUUUGAAAAAAUCAUUAGUGAAAUGAGAAAAAAAAUGCUGUAGUCAGUUUUUUUUUUUUUUUUUGCUAAGACCAUGUGCAUGUCAAAAGCUUUGGUUCUUGCACUUACCAAACAAUGAGUAAAGCAGCACUCUUCCUAAGAAAUGUCUAUGGAGUUGUUGAAUAAACUGUUGAAAUAUCA
Messenger RNA from Girardinichthys multiradiatus, 2084 nucleotides. RefSeq names its product DnaJ heat shock protein family (Hsp40) member A2a (gene dnaja2a). Gene Ontology annotation, molecular function: ATP binding; Hsp70 protein binding. The coding region runs from base 112 to 1353 and encodes 413 amino acids. Gene Ontology annotation, cellular component: cytoplasm; cytosol. NCBI's taxonomy places the organism in Eukaryota, Metazoa, Chordata, Actinopteri, Cyprinodontiformes, Goodeidae. The transcript is spliced from 9 exons. The record is from RefSeq and is a predicted model, not a curated record. Gene Ontology annotation, biological process: protein refolding; response to heat.